GGUACGCGCCAUUCGUACUCGGGACUUCGUGCCAUCGGUAUCGGGAUUUGGCCGCAGCGCAGCGUCCAGUGUGUGUCUGUCAGCUGCGUUCCGUUCACGUGCGUGUCAGCUUGUAUGUGUGCAGCGUGUUGUAGGCAGGCAGUGCGGUUUUUACGGGUGUGAAGUUUGGUGUGAUUUUUGUCAGUGAAAGUGAAGUUUAAGUGAAGUCCGCGAGUGAGGGAGAGUGAGCUAAGCGUGGCUUUAGGAUAGCCAACGUUCGAGUGUGGUGAUCCGGUUGAUCGAUACAAGCGAGCAAAGCCGGUCAUUAACAGGAUAAUCUGGUGCGUCGCAGGUGAUUUGAAUGAAUUUCCCGGUCUUGAAGGAUUCCGUUGCAGCGUUUUGUUGCGUCGUCCUCACACAGUCGGUUGAAGGUGUUUUAUUGUGUGUGGGGUGCGCACUAAUUAAAUUAGUGAGAAGUGAGCAGGAAAGCUAGAAGUGUUGCAGUAUUUUGUUGAAAUAGAGCAAUCGUUUUAGAAAAGUGAGUUUUUGAAAUAAAAAUAUUAGAAAAAGUGUGAAAUGUGCGAAACGAUUGAGUUGCGCAGAAAGCUUUUGGGUUGAAUGAUAUACAAGCUUAUGAAAUAUGAAAAACGUGUAAGAGAAGUGAAAAAGUGUUGAACAACUUCAAAAAGAGUAGAAACGAAACAGAGAAAAGUGAGAAAGUGAUACAAAAUUGCGAGAAGAUAACGAUUACAGUGUGAAGAAGGAAGUGAAAAAAUCUCACAAAAGAAAACACAAAAAUACAUAAGCAGAAAGAAAAGAGCGGAAAAAACGGAAAUACAAUCUAAAAAGUGAAAACGAAACAAUUACACACACAAAAAAGUGAACGGGAACCAUUCAGCAGAAGCGGCAAACGCAAAAGAAAAGGAUUACUUGAAAAUAUUAUUCUUUCAUCAGUCGGAAAGUGUAGCAGCAGCAGCAGCAGCUCCAGCCGGCCAAGGAUAAUAAAUCUCUUCUCGGUUUUUUCUUGCUGUCGGUUCUCCCCGACACAGCGCUUGUCGGUCGGUGGUUUAACGGUUCCUCGGUUACUGGCCACUUGGCUCAGUAGUGAUUUUUUUCAUCCCUUCCGUGUUCUUCUGUGAGUUGUGAGUGGUACGGUUUGUGUCUGUGUGAGUGUUUGUGUGUGUGUGUGUGAGUGUAAGUGUGCGCGCCAUCCGCUGGGAAAAGGCGAAAAGGAAGGAAAAGCGUCCGGCACUCGGCGGCUGGAUCUGAUUUUCUUCGCCAGGGGAUUAAAGCAAACACCGCGCAGGCUAACAAGGCCUCUAUAAUGAUUGUAUAAGAAAUAAAAAAUGGUAGCCGAUCUAAGUUGAUAAAAAUGGAUUACAAGGAAAUAAUAUUGCUACUAUGUCUGAUUCUAACGUUGGCCAAGGCAACACACAAAGAUAACCGAGGUGCCUCCAAUGAAACCCUAAGCACUUGGUCACCGUCGGGCGUAGAUCUGGAGGAUGAAGACGACGAAGAAGUACAGAAACGUGCCAAGGCUCAAGGUUGGUCAUCGUGGACGGAAUGGUCAACCUGUUCGCGUUCGUGUGACGGUGGCGUUGCGUACCAGCUACGCCGAUGUCACGCGCCCCACGGCUGUAAAGGAGAUGCGGUGCGGUACAAAAUCUGCAACAUGCAGCCCUGCCCGGAGCAGCAGGAUUUCCGCGCCCACCAGUGUUCGGCGUACGACGACGUGCCGUACGACGGUGCCCUGCUAAAGUGGACCCCACACUACGACUACUCCGAACCGUGUGCCCUCACCUGCCGGGGCCGACCACAGCACCUGCUGGAGGAUAUGCCCGAUUCGGCCGGGGCCAGCGAAUCCUUUCCCAUCAGUGACGACGAACCGAGCGUCAUCGUGCAGCUCUCGAACCGAGUACAGGACGGUACCAGAUGUCGCCCGGGCAGUCUCGACAUGUGCAUCCAGGGAAAGUGUCAGCGCGUCGGCUGCGACCUGAAGAUUGGCUCUACGAAGAAGAUCGACGUGUGCGGUGUCUGUGGCGGAGAUGGGACGUCCUGUACGCAGCCACUCUACCAGUGGGAGAUAGCACCGAUGUCACUGUGCUCCGUAACCUGCGGCGGUGGUUAUAAGAUGGCCAUGCCAACGUGUCGAAAUCGAGUGACCGGCGUGGACGUGGAAGAGUCCCUGUGCAACGCGUCCUCCCGACCAGAACCCACCGUGGUGCAGUGCAAUACUCAUCUAUGUCCUCCAAAAUGGGUGACAGAUGACUGGCGACCAUGCUCGAAACCCUGCGGCGGAGGCAUCCGGGAGCGCGUCGUCGUCUGCGCGGAGGAAAGCAAUGGCGCCAAGAACAAAGUGCCGGACGAGGCCUGUCGGGGAGUGAGGCCAAAGAACCAGGAGCCCUGCAACGUUCAAGAGUGCCCGAAGUGGGUCGUCGGAGAAUGGAGUGGGUGCUCCGUGUCCUGUGGCAGCGGUAUCCAGGUGCGCAGUGUCGAGUGCAUGGACACAAACGGCCAUUACAGUGCGCAGUGCGAUCCGGGAGCGAAACCCGUUACCGGCCAGCCGUGCACCACCGGCAUCAUUUGUAAUGCGGGUUCGGUUUCAUCCGGAUUGAGCAAUGGCGGUAACGGUGCCAUUACGGGAACGACGGUUUCAGGCUCAUCCAACGCUGGCAUCAUCGCCGUACCACCCUCGUCCGCAUCCGACUUCGAUGGGCUAGCGCUCGGUGGCGACGGCGAAGCGGAACGGGCCAGCAUUUCCGCCAUGAUGAAGGAAAAGGCAUCGAUGCAUCACGAGCGCGAUCCGACGCUGAUGACGUACAACGAUCAGCCGUACUAUGCGCAACCACUGCGCCAGGAUCGGUUACCGAAGGCGGAGAAAAUUGUUUCCCAGCGGGUGCCAAGUGAAGCCACCUUCAUUCAGGACACCGAAUGGUCACCGUGCAGCGUAACGUGCGGCGAAGGGAUCCGCCGGAAGCCGUUCCGGUGCAAGAUUUUCCUCGAAUUUUCCAAGCGCGUCGCAGUGCUAAACGAUUCGCUCUGUCACGCCUACAAACCGCUGGACGAGGUGGAACGUUGCGUCAUGGAACCGUGCUCGUACUCGCACAAUUACGAGGACACCUAUCUCAAAGAUGGCAAUCGACAGAGCUUAGAAAACAUCAAGGUACACGUGUCCGUGCCGGGAAAGACGUACUCUUGGCGAGAGGAAGGCUACACCAGCUGCAGCGCAUCCUGUCUCGGCGGUGUCGAGGAGCUAAUAAUCAACUGCGUGCGAGAUGACACGGGCAAGAUCGUGUCACCGUUUCUUUGCUCGCCCGAAACGAAACCGGAAGCGCGUAUCCGCACGUGUAACGAUAUCCCGUGUCCACCGCGGUGGAACUACUCGGAGUUUACGCCCUGCUCCAAGUCUUGUGGGUUUGGGAUACAGACGCGAGAGGUCACGUGCAUCCAUGAGGUGACGCGUGGUGGGGAAAACACCAUGAUCGUACCGAACAGCAUGUGUACCACAAAGCCUCAACCGGAUCGGCAGUACUGUAACAUCAUUGAUUGCCCUGUCCGGUGGGAAGUGUCGGAGUGGAGCAAGUGUUCAAAAUCUUGUGGUGGAGGCUUCAAGGAGCGACGCGUCGAGUGCAAACAGAUCAUGGCCCAAGAACACAAAGUUGAACGGCCUGCGUCAAUGUGCCCAAGCAGUAAGCCUCCAGACAAGAAGCCCUGCAACACGAAGGCUUGCGCCCCGGAAGAUCAACGUCCGCCGAUUGCUGGAACCAACUCCACCUUCAUCCAACACGAUCCCAAAAAGAACAAGAUCACUCUCAAGAUUGGUGGUGCAGCGACCGUCUUCUACGGUACUCAGGUCAAGAUUAAGUGUCCAGUGAAGCGCUUCAACCGUACGAAGAUCCGCUGGACGAAGGACCAACAACCGCUGCUCAAGACGAAAAAGAUCAAGAUGUCCAAGAAGGGUGCACUGCGCAUACUGGACGUUACGUUCCGAGAGGCUGGCAUCUACACAUGCCACGCCGGACUGAGCCAUGCUGAUCUGAAGCUAGCCGUCAAGGCUAAGCCCGGUGGAGAGAAUCAAGCGAACGAGGAUCAUGAUCGGCAUCGAGGUGCCGAUCCUAAUGCACUCUUGGCGAACUCGUACGCCAUGGCGAAUGGAAAUGAGGAUGAAAAGAGUGGGAGAAAGAAUCGCGAUCGAAAUCGGGGGAGAAACCGACAACGGCAGCAGCAAGACACACUUCUCACAGAGCACGGCGAUGGAACGGAUGAUGAGGAACCACUGCGGUCACACUCACAAAUGACCGUGUCCGGCAGUGCGGUGCCGUCGGAUGCGUCGGCUGCGGCCAGUUCCGGCACCCGUACCUUACCAUUGCCCCAUUUCCAGCAUCUUCUGGCCGGUCUACAGCUUCUUUGGCCAUUUCAGACCUUCAGCAACAGUAAGAACGUUGGACAGCAGUAUCUCACCGACCAUCGGUACGAUCCGUUUGAUGGAUCAAUUGGACGGGGAGAUCGGGAGGGGGAGGAGGAAGCGGAACCUCCACGUCCUUUGAAUGUGUAUCAGCUGUUAAAGUCCCGCCACACGAGUGAAUCGGUUGACGAGCCAAUGAUACACGACGGUCAAGCAACGGAAGGAUACGAGUUCGAAUGGAUGACGACACCUUGGUCCGAGUGUUCGCAAACGUGUGGUGCCAACGGUGGAGGAUACAAGCUUCGUUCGGCCCACUGUAUGCUGCAGAUGAGCAACGCGAGUCGCACAGUGGACAAUAGCUUCUGUGAGGACGCCGGUCUGCCGGUGCCGGAAACGGUCGACAAAUGUGGUAACAUCGAUUGUCCACGCUGGAUUACAACGGAUUGGAGCGCGUGUCAGCAGUCAAAGUGCUUCUCGUGGCAUACGGCGCUGCAGCGGCGCGAUGUGUACUGCCAGUACGAUGGCGAGCGAAGCAGCGAGAAGGUGUGCGAGGACCAGGAAAAGCCCGUCACCAAGCAGGAAUGUUAUAACGAGCUGUGUAAGGGUGUUUGGCGCGUUGAACCGUGGUCAGAUUGUAAUGCAGCCUGUGAAGGACAGGGCAUCAAAUACAGGAUACUACAGUGUGUGUGGUACGGGACGAAAAAGGCGGCUGGGAAUGCGUGCCGAGAGCUGCCACGACCAGCCGUGAUGAAAGUUUGUAAAGGACCACCCUGUAUUUCGAAUCUGUCGGAGUGUAAGGACCUGUCGAGGUACUGUAGAAACGUGAAAAGCAUGGGCCUUUGCAGACUGCACCGUUACCAGCAACAGUGUUGCAAGACUUGUAGGUUUAAUAUUUACCACUAAGCCUCCGCCAUCCCGCGGACUGCCAAUCGGAUACCACGGUGGAUGCGCCGGAUGACGUUUCACAGACGUGACUGUCUGAUUUGUCGGAAGCCGUUGCAUCCUGUGGAAGAUGCCUCCGUCAUCGCAUUAGCAUCGGGCUUGCUCGGGCCAAUUAGACGAUAGUCUGACAGCGUUUCAAGCCAGACACUCACCCCUUCGAGGAGGAAAACAAAUCAACGAACUUGUGUAUGAUACAGAAUAGCUAUUGAGACACCCCAAUUACCGAAGACUUAUUUAAGAUAUAGUCAAUUAAUGUGUACUUGACUAUUGGGCAUUGCUGGACGGCUAAAGGGCAGCCACCAAACACCUACACACAGACAAUUAGGGGAGGACAAAGCAGGCAGGUACUAGUGGUCGGUGCAAAAUGUUAGUCUAUUGUUGAGAAUUUAUGUAGGAUCAGAUCAGAACACUCUCCUGGAGACACCCGCGAGGGGACACCUUUUUGAAAUGCAUGCAAACUAUGCUGCGUCGGGCAUGUUUCCACAGGACCACAGGAGCGAACGAGAGAGGCGCCGAGCAGGGAAGCGCGAGCCUGAAGGCGUCUGUUUUUGUUAACACUUCACGAGAACUGUUGGAUUGUAUGUACAUAAGUAAAACUGGAAAACAAAAUUGCCCCUAUACAUAUAAAUAUACAUAUAUUAACGCAAAACAAACAGAUAAAGAAAAACACAUAGGGAAAAAUUCUACAAGCGACAACACUAGGUUUAGGUGAUAAUUGAAGAAAAGAGAAAGAGAGCGAGAGAGCAAGAGAGAGAGAGAGAGAGAAGGAGUGAACAUAGUUAAAACAUAGCGAAGGUCAACACUAAACGAAAUGCUGUUAGGUUCUGUUUUGCUAACUGAGGAGUGAAUGGAACAGCACACGCGAUCGUAAUGCUUCGAGAAACAGUUCAAUGCUUGUUGAUAGUGGGAUAGGUAGGUGCUGCUGCAAGUAUUACCGUUUGUUAAACGAAAACAACACAAAAAACCGAAACAACGCCCCCUUAAAGUCCCAAAUAGCAUAUGUUUUUUGAUAGAGCCAUUUACAGAUUCAACUACAUAUGUUCACUCAUCAUCAGCAUGAAGAAGGGCCAUUUUUCCUCUUACUUUAAGCGUCACUCGCGUCACUCACGCACUCACUCGCACGUUCCUCGGUACCAAAGGAGUAAAGAUUUUGCAGUUGACCAUCGUUUCCCUCCAACAACAAAAAACACGUCUCAAAUACUCAAUGAACGUUUCUCAUUCGUUGAAGCAUUUUCCAUUUUCAUAAUAUUUUUAAUCGCCUCGAAUCUCUUUUCUCAUCUCAUUCCAUUCCCAACACUACGCGUGCUAUGUAGGUGAAGACGAACAAUAUCAUCCAACAACAAAACCAGUGGGAACAGGAAUACACGGGAGCGAUAUUGUUACGUUCCACAUAGAGGAAAAGAAAAACCAAUACAAAAACCCCCCAAAAAACAUGGCCAUACUCGUCGAAAUCGAGCAAGCAAACCUUUGGCGACCACACCCUAAUCAAUCACACGUAAGAUUAAUCUCCACUUUCCUUUCCAAACAAAAAAAAAAACAAACGAACGCUUUCGAAUUAUACUAUUUACUCUCCCCCACUUUUCCAUUUCCUAAUGUUCAUAAGUAAUCAUACUCUUCAAACAAACUAAGCAAGCCACUGGCGAAACUAACACGAAUGCAGCAGAAUUCAUUUUGUUCUUAUAAAAAGCGAAGAAAGAAAAGGAAACGAAACCAUAGGGACACACACGCAAAACGUAAUGGCAAUUAUUAUAUAAACCGAACAACCCUAACAAGAAUAAGCAGAAGAAAGAGGGCGAUAAAAAGAAAGAGAAAGAGAGAGGAGAAAAAAAGAGCAAAAGAUUCUACCAUGUUUUACAGAGCUAUUUCCGAUGCCAGGCUGAGACGAAAAAAAAGGAUAGAAAAAAUGAGGGAAAGGGAAAAACAAAACAAAACAUGAGUAAAAAAUAAAACAAAACAACAACCAACGAAAAACUCGUUCUUCUUUACACUGUGCAGUGCGGCGCUAAGAGAAACGAAGCAUUGCUAAGCUAAAAGACCAAACGUAAGCACUCAAGACACAGGAGAAUCAAAGUGAAUGUAACAGGUAAGAAUGAAAGCUUCCUUGCGUUUUUGUUUGCUCGAUUGUAAACGAUGACUGACAAAAUAAGAGCAGUAAAUAAGAGAUGUAAAUAAGAGCAGAAAACAUAGCCGAACAAGAACAUUACAGAUUGCAGAUUGUGUGUUGCCAUUUAUUUCAUUGUAUGUUUAUUUAUGCUUUUUUAAAUAAAAUAUUUAAAUCAUUUUUAAAAUAAAUUGUUUUGUUUUUAGUUUGACAUUUCCUUUAUUUAUUUAGUUUUGUUUUUUGUGUGUUUUUUCUUCUUUCAAUUUCACUUUCUGAUAGAGUUUCUUGAAUCUGUUUUUCUUACAUUAAUUUUGACUGAUUGUAAAACCCUAAAAAGCAUCACUAGAAACUGGCUUUCAAGACUUUCCUAACAUUGGAGAUGUUGAAAAAAUUAUUCAACUAACGAAGUAAGAUGGUUCUGUUCCGUUUCUAGUGCUGUUUAAAAGAUAAGUCUUAUUAAUUAAAAAAAUGUCGAUUAAAAUGAAGAAGUUGAAGAAUAAAACACGGGGCGUUGUUUAAAUCCUAAGAUCUAUUCAAUUAGUUAGAACAAAAAGAAGCAAAAUAAAGAAGAUAACUAUUAUAAAAACUGAAGCAAACAAAACCAGCGACAUUAUGUGCGUCACAAGCGCAUAACAAUACCACUACUAAAACAAGCAAAUAGAAAUAACACACACACACACACACACACACAAACAAAACACAUUUGCAAACAACAGCCUAGUUGACCAAAGUGUGAACGAAAAUUCAAACGGGCAAGUUAGUUAAGAUAUAUAUAAGUACGUUAAUGCGUUAAACAUGAAGAAACAAACUGAACAUGAAAGUGACCGAACAAGGCAAUCCAUACAUCGUCGAAAAUGGAGCAAAAAGCAUUUCCAAAACCAAGCUACAUUUAAUCUCUCAAAACGGAAUAAUAACCCCGAACGCAAAGUAAUUAUUCCACACACACACAUGCAACCGAAUGGAGCAAAUAGUUAAAGUAAAUGAAUACAAAAAAAGGCUAAUAUUUCGUAAAGUGAAGGGAAAGAACGCGGGGCUAGUACCAACUAAAGCAAAUUUCUGUACAUUGAACCAAACAAACAAAUUAGAAAAGGAAGCGAAUAGGAUGACUCUUUUGGACACGUUAAGGCUUUUGCACACUACAGUGCACACGAGUGGAAAAAGCAUGCAUUAGUUGGACAAAACUGGAAGAGCAAAGAACCUAGGCUAAGCUAAUGCUGCAAUCAGUGUAGUGAUGUUUGACGACUUUUGGGUUGAUUUUAUUUGCCUGCGCUGCGUUUGCCUUACUUCGGUCAGUCUUUCAUUUCUUCACUUUAUCCGUGUUAGUAACUGCUGCAAGUAGAAUGAGCAAAUAAUUAGAAAACCUGUUCUAGAGGACAUAACGAAUAUAUUAGACAAAACAAAUAAAGGGACGACCCCACGGAGGAUAAGGAUGCUGUGUGCAAUAGUGCAUUUAUGUAAAAAUGUGAUACUUUUCACCCAACCCAACACACGGCUGAGUCGUGCAGUUUGUGAGUUAAUAGAAGGCGCAAAGCAGAGGAAAGAUUCCCCCCCCCCCCCCCCCCAAAAAGUGUGUAAAAAUGCAGACAAUGCUGAUGACCGUGAUUUCCAGAAAGUAAAUUACUUAAUGCAAAUUGCCAGCUUCCAGAUGCAUAGAACGCUUUUCAGACAGAAGAAAGUCCUACGCUUACUUGACGAUGCAUUUACCGGCAAGAGCAGCGAUCCCGUAAGGAUCGAAACCUCCGUUUUCAAUCAAACACGAAACCAAAAAACGUUUCCCGUCGAAAUCGAACAACAACCUUUCAUCCCACGAGAUGACCAUUGCGAAAGCUUUAUGAAUGUUUAUUAUUUUUUCAAUGUUGCCGACAAGCUGGAUUAGUACAUCCAAGAGGGUUUGAUCCAGCAGAUGCCCUUACACUCUCGACUAGGAAAAAUAAAUUAAAGCGAUAAAGCAAAGAAACUAUUGCCAUUUACUGCGAGCUGGUCACUUUGGUAAGGUCUCAAGCAAGCAAAGGAAAUUCGUUCCGUAAACCAACUCACUCACCAACCAACCAACCAGCAGAAACCGAAAA
This is a messenger RNA of Anopheles stephensi (Asian malaria mosquito), 9496 nucleotides long. RefSeq names its product protein madd-4 (gene nolo). The transcript has 20 exons. The record is from RefSeq and is a predicted model, not a curated record. Gene Ontology annotation, cellular component: extracellular matrix. Lineage: Eukaryota; Metazoa; Arthropoda; Insecta; Diptera; Culicidae. The coding region runs from base 1352 to 5287 and encodes 1311 amino acids. Gene Ontology annotation, molecular function: metalloendopeptidase activity. Gene Ontology annotation, biological process: extracellular matrix organization.